ACUCCACACGUUUAUUCAAGUGAGUGAGUUAAGAGUAGGCAGAGGCUAUUCAAACUAUUCUGGAUUCCUAGGGUUUCUGCAAUUGAGUCAAGGGUGGUAGAAUAUGAUUGGUGGAUUCUGCGGUGGUAUUCAAUUCAAUUGACAAAUGGUCUUCUUCUUCAUCGUUCAAAUUGAGCAUCACUCACUUGAGAAGAUAAUUUUCAGCGAAGAAAGAUGAACGAACAACGACAAAAUAACACAAAAAGCCUCUCUAUGUUUUACAAUCUUCCUCACGAUUUGUUCGUUCAAAUUUUGCUGAGGUUACCGGUGAGAUCUCUCGUCCGUUUCAAAUGCGUUCGCAAAUCGUGGUGCUCUCUGAUUUCCGAUCCCAAAUUUGGUAAAUCUCACUAUGACCUAGCUGCUUCACCCAACCACCGCUGUCUUACAAAAGGUAACGAUUCUAAAAUUGAGUCCAUAGAUGUAGAUGCAGCAUCAUUUCACAAUUCUGAGUCUUGUGUAGUAAACCUCAAAUUUCCGCUUCCGACACCCCGUGAGGAAUAUAGUGUUUUUGGACCUGACCCCCCUAGUUAUGUUGAGUUCUUGGGUUCAUGUAGAGGGUUUAUUCUUGUAGCCUAUCCACAUGGUGAUGUCAUUGUAUGGAAUCCAUCAACUGGUGUCCACAGAAGAAUUGCAGACGACCUUGAUGAGAUGAUUGCUCUAUAUCUAACUGGCUUUGGGUAUGACAGAUCAACGGAUGAGUACUUGCUCGUUCUUAUUGACGUGAUUCCUUUGGGCGUUUUUGAAGUAGAUCCAGACCAAGCAGAUAAUAUUCAUACUACCAUUCGCAUUUUUUCCAUGAAAACAAAUUCCUGGUUUGACCAGGAGGGUACUUAUGCUCAAUAUGUGGAUAUGGGUUCUGAUGAUCUCAAAAUUGCGACCUUUUUUAACGACGCCCUGCAUUGGUUGGUUACCUCUUAUGAAACUGAUCAUCAUGUAAUUAUAUCCUUUGAUUUGGUAAAGAGGAAUUUUUCUGAAAUUCCUUUGCCACAAGUUUUAGUCACGGAAUUAGAAUUUUGGUAUCAUUUGAGGGUCAUGGGAGAAUGUCUCAGCCUAUGUUACCCGGGUGAUAAGACUUCAACGGCUGAGAUUUGGAUGAUGAAAGACUAUAAAGUGCAGACAUCUUGGACUAAGUUAUUUGUUUUUUCUACUUGUAACAUUUCUCGCGGUGUCAUUUAUCCAAUAUGUUUCACCAAACAUGGUGAAUUUUUUUGUUCACAUGGGUCUGGAAGAUUAAUGAUAGUUGAUGACAAAGGAUGGCGGCUUCUUGAUCAGAGCACAGAGCCCAUACCCCAUAUGAUACUAUAUGGAUUGUAUAGAGAGAGUUUACUAUCACUCCCUAAUGACUUUCAACAAGCAAGUGAAGAUGACCAUCUGACAAUUUCCUUGGUGGAGACAAGUGAAGACGACCAAUAGUAUUUGGCAAUAAGAAUCAGGGCCUUUAAGGGUGCAAGAGUGCUCUACAGAGUUAUGCUUGAUGUUUUGGCUUUCCUUGAUGAUAUUGCAAGAAGAGAGCUUAGCAUUUGAAAGAUAAUGUUAUUUAUAUAAUGUUAAAUCAUCUUGUUUCAGUAGUGUUUGCUUAGUCGUGAUUCCGGUAAGUUGGAGUCGAGCCAGGCUUUUGAACUUUAUCAUGCUUUAAGUAUGACUUAGGAAAUCCGAGCUGGAGUUUGUACUUAGUACAUGCUAUUUAGCAUCUUUAUCUUUUUUUCCUCUUAAUAUUGUUAUUGACUUAUUGCA
This is a messenger RNA of Lotus japonicus, 1773 nucleotides long. Its product is annotated as F-box/kelch-repeat protein At3g23880-like. Gene Ontology annotation, molecular function: protein binding. The transcript has a single exon. The record is from RefSeq and is a predicted model, not a curated record. NCBI's taxonomy places the organism in Eukaryota, Viridiplantae, Streptophyta, Magnoliopsida, Fabales, Fabaceae. The coding region runs from base 214 to 1452 and encodes 412 amino acids.